Molecule: messenger RNA, 1169 nt
Organism: Trichogramma pretiosum
Lineage: Eukaryota; Metazoa; Arthropoda; Insecta; Hymenoptera; Trichogrammatidae
Exons: 12
Coding region: 1-804 (267 amino acids)
Source: RefSeq, a predicted model, not a curated record
AUGUUGUUUAAAUUUUUAGGUGAUGAAGUUGAAUUUGUAAAUGAAAAUUUACCAACAUUAGCUGAAAUUAAUGGAGAUAAUGAAAUUGUACUUGAAAAAUCAACAAAAACAAUUGAACUUAUUUUACCAGAUGGGUCUAUUUCGUUUGUAGAGAUUAUUGACGUUGUUGAGCCUCAAGUGAAUGAUUCUCUGCAACUCGAUGACGCAGAUUACAUAUUGCAAGAAGAAGAUUUGCUUAGUGAUGAUUGUAUUUUCAUGGAUGAUACAUUUAUGACGGAGCCAAUAGAAAAUAAUAAUUUUUUAAACGGUACCAGUCAUACUAUUACAUCUGGACAAUAUGCUUCUACUUCCAUGGAUGAUGAAUUUAUGAUGGAACCAGUAAAAAGUAACAAUGUUUCAAACUGUACCAGUAAUACUAUUACACCUGGGCAGUAUGUUUCUACGUUCAUGGAUAAGACUUGUAUGAUCAAGCCAAUAAAAAAUAAUAAUUUUUCAAACGGUACCAGUCAUACUAUUACAUCUGGACAAUAUGCUUCUACUUCCAUGGAUGAUAUAUUUAUGAUGGAACCAGUAAAAAGUAACAAUGUUUCAAACUGUACCAGUAAUACUAUUACACCUGGGCAGUAUGUUUCUACGUUCAUGGAUAAGACUUGUAUGAUCAAGCCAAUAAAAAAUAAUAAUUUUUCAAAAGGUACCAGUCAUACUAUUACAUCUGGACAAUAUGCUUCUACUUCCAUGGAUGAUAUAUUUAUGAUGGAACCAUACUAUUACACCUGGGCAGUAUGUUUCUUCUUUCAUGGAUAAGACUUGUAUGAUCGAGCCAAUAAAAAGUAACAAUGUUUCAAACGGUGCCAGUCAUACUAUUACAUCUGGAGAGUAUGCUUCUACUUCCAUGGAUAAGACUUGUAUGAUUGAGCCAAUCAAAAGUAACAAUGCUUCAAACGGUACCAGUCAUACUAUUACAACCGGACAAUAUAAAUCUCAAACUUUCAAGCAACUGGCCCCAUCGUUUGAGAAACAUUUAUGCUAUCCAACACCAAUAACAAAGCAACAGAAAAAACCGACAGAAAAAUUGGUAAAUGCAAUUUCUUCUGCAGCAUUUCAAGACCAACUGUCUAAAAAAAUUAAAGAAAAAGAGGAAAAAGAAAUGAUGAAAAAUAAAAAGAAAG